Plasmopara halstedii is the source of this 450-nucleotide messenger RNA. RefSeq lists its product as uncharacterized. The record is from RefSeq and is a predicted model, not a curated record. The transcript has 3 exons. The coding region runs from base 1 to 450 and encodes 149 amino acids. NCBI's taxonomy places the organism in Eukaryota, Oomycota, Peronosporomycetes, Peronosporales, Peronosporaceae.
AUGGCCAUGACCUUAGCGGGAUCCGCUCGAAGGCCACGCUUCCCAAUGAAGCACCGGCUGUAUGCCGUUCUGCAGUGGAAUCUUGAGAGCACAACCAUUGUGGCCUGGAAAUUAUCUGAUUCUGUAUUUGUUGAGAGCGGCAAUUCUGAAUUUACACACAACGCCUUGGUUUUGCUAGUGCUUGCACUAAAUUUUAGUCAUAGCGAGAGUGCUGAAUCGUGUACUUUGGAUGCAACCAUCACAAAAGGCGUAAAGACUCGCAACUGGUAUCUUGACCCAUACAUGUCAGAUUUUGAUAUUCGUCAAAUUAUGCGGCAGUUCCCACCAGCAAAGCGUCUCGAAGGGAGACCAACAGGUACUAAAAUGCAUACAAGAUUGGACCGACUCAAUGUUCAUGGACAGCUAGACGAAAGUCACAACUUCUUUGAUCGGUGGUGCAUCAUACUUUAG